Diaporthe amygdali is the source of this 705-nucleotide messenger RNA. RefSeq lists its product as uncharacterized. NCBI's taxonomy places the organism in Eukaryota, Fungi, Ascomycota, Sordariomycetes, Diaporthales, Diaporthaceae. Gene Ontology annotation, molecular function: acireductone synthase activity; magnesium ion binding. The record is from RefSeq and is a predicted model, not a curated record. Bases 1 to 705 code for a protein of 234 amino acids. The transcript is spliced from 3 exons.
AUGGCGGAACUAGCCUCCGUCAAGGUCGUCUUGCUAGACAUCGAGGGUACCGUCUGCCCAAUCUCAUUCGUAAAGGCUGUUCUGUUCCCUUAUGCCCUAGAGGCCAUCCCUGAAACUUUGAAGUCGAAGUGGGACGACCCAGAAUUCGUUCCCUACAGAGAUGCCUUUCCAACAGAGCACAAGGCCUCGCCCGAGGCGUUCCAGGCUCAUGUGCAGGACCUGAUGGCUCGCGACAUCAAAGUCUCGUAUCUCAAGGCCCUGCAGGGAUAUUUGUGGGAGAGUGGCUACAAGACUGGCCAACUGAAGGCACCGCUCUUUGACGACGUCCCGCUCAAGCUCAGGGAAUGGAAGCAAAGGGGCCUAGAGAUCAUGAUCUACUCCAGCGGGUCUGUGCCAGCCCAGAAACUGCUGUUCAGAUAUACCAACUCUGAGCCGGCUGACCUGAACCCCCUCAUCUCCGAUUACUUUGACACGGUCAAUGCUGGACUGAAGACGGAAGGGUCAAGUUAUGCGAAGAUUGCGGCCGCUCAUGACCGCUACCCUCCCGGCAGCUGGCUGUUUUUGAGCGACAAUGUCAAGGAGGUUGAGGCGGCAAAGGCCGCUGGCAUGGGGAGCUUCGUCGUCCAAAGACCAGGGAACUCUGACCUGCCGGCGGAUGUUGAGAAGCACCACAGGGUCAUCAGCAGCUUCGAUGCGAUUUCUUGA